CUGUGGUUUUUCAAUAGAACUUGGCCCCUAAACUACAUGUAUUGUAAAGGAAAACGAACGUAAAUUCAAGUUUUAUCUCAUCUGUUAAUAAUAUUGCAGUAUUGGAGUAGGUAUUUGCAUGUUUUGUAAGCUGUACAGUUCUACAGUUGUGCACAUAGACGACGAUACAGUGCAGUUGUACGAGGGUACGCUGCAAUAAUAGCUUCAACUAAGCUUCGGUCUUCUCAAGCUGCGAGCGCGGUGAGCGGCGACAAUGAGCGGGUCGGACGUGGGUCACACGUGGGUGUUGCGGCGCGGGAUCAAGCUGCUCCUCAUGGUGGUGAUCAUAGUCAUCGCGAUGGUCAUCUACGCCAUCUUCUGGUGCUGCAAGAAGUGCGGCUGCAUAGAGGAGAAAGAACAGCCACCUGAAGCGCCGCCAGCUGACCUGGCAACAGCUGACUAUCCGUGUGACACCGCCAGCGUCCCGCUGUGCCAACCAGGGGCACCUUACAACCCGACUGCAUAUCCCAUAAACCCGGGAGCAACACCUUAUAAUUCGACCACAGCGCCAAACUACCAUCCUAGUGUCGUGCCGCCAUCGUACGAGGGCGCCUCAGCGGGGCAGCCACAGCCACAACCACAACCCGUGAUUGUGAGCUACUAGCCACCAGCGGCACCGACCGGAUCCACGUAUUUAUCGUCCAC
Pectinophora gossypiella (pink bollworm) is the source of this 684-nucleotide messenger RNA. RefSeq lists its product as uncharacterized. The coding region runs from base 254 to 643 and encodes 129 amino acids. NCBI's taxonomy places the organism in Eukaryota, Metazoa, Arthropoda, Insecta, Lepidoptera, Gelechiidae. The transcript is spliced from 4 exons. The record is from RefSeq and is a predicted model, not a curated record.